This is a messenger RNA of Boleophthalmus pectinirostris (great blue-spotted mudskipper), 3075 nucleotides long. RefSeq names its product adhesion G protein-coupled receptor G1 (gene adgrg1). Gene Ontology annotation, cellular component: membrane. Gene Ontology annotation, molecular function: G protein-coupled receptor activity. The record is from RefSeq and is a predicted model, not a curated record. Gene Ontology annotation, biological process: cell surface receptor signaling pathway; adenylate cyclase-activating G protein-coupled receptor signaling pathway. Bases 411 to 2372 code for a protein of 653 amino acids. The transcript is spliced from 16 exons. Lineage: Eukaryota; Metazoa; Chordata; Actinopteri; Gobiiformes; Gobiidae.
UACAGGGAGUUUUUGGAAAACGCUUAGACGGUCCGAGACUGCGCUGAAAGCUGUCAGCUCCAACUUCAAGUCUUUGUCCAAACAAGCUUCUUAAACUUUGUCUCCGAGAAAUGAGAAGGAAAAGUCGACGAUCGGUGUACUUUUUACUUACAUUUUUGCCGUCCCGGGUCGUUUUCUGGUGAUUCAUUGGUCGCUUAUUUUUUUGUCCAUCACAUCAGCGAGCAAGGUGGUGGCACUUUGCGAUUAUUCCAUUUCGUGUGCAGCUUUUUGCAGCAGGCUUUGCACGAGAAGACGAAGAAUCGUCAGAAAGUGCAUACAAAGGCUGAAAGCCCCAAAGGACACAUCCACAACAUUCCACCUGCUCCUCCAAUUUCCCUGGCAGAGGACAAGAAAACAAAGAUAAAGAACGCAUGGAAACAUCACUAUGGUAUCACCGCAAAGAAUGCAAGAUAUCGCCAAUGGAGCCCAGGCUGGCAAGGACUCUGUGGACAGUUCUCUUUGUUGCCAUUUUCACCUCUCCUGCAUCUGCUCAAGAUGACAGGAACUUGAAAUUUUGCGGCACCUGGCGCCAUGGGAAGGGCCCUCUGAGUCUGAACGUGAACCUGACCACGGGAUGUGAUCGCUUUGCAGUCUCGGCCAAUGAGAGCGAUCUGUCUGUAAUGGGGCAGAUCACGGCUCAGUGCACCAGCCUUGUCACUGUUCCCCUGACACACAUAAAGCCCACUGAAGCGGGGACUGACUUCUGUGUGUACUGGGAGCCCCUCGUGGACCAACUCAGGUUAAAGAUUGGCAAAGAGGUUCUUCCCCUGUGCUCACCUGCUAGUCUCAACGACAACUGCUGCACGCAUCUGUCUCCUCAUGUCAACCGCGACAAAGGAACCUUUGGGAUUACAAACGGAACUGUGCGCGAUGAUGUGAUAAGUGAAAAAACAUGGGCCUACUAUGACUUUAAUGGAAGUCACCUCAACUGCCGGAAGACAUUUUGUGAAACCAGCCAGGGAUCUACCCAGCUCAAAUUGCUGGAGGAAGAGACUCAGAAUCCCUGUGCCCAAAGUACUGCACUGAAGCUGGAGGACAGUGUCGUGGGCUACAACGUGACUUUUACUCCUCCACAAGGUGUUGCACCAGAAGUUAUUCCUUCGAUCCACCUACCCCCGGCUCUAAAGAAAGCAACAAAAUUUAAUAAUGAAGUCGUCUGCACCUACUUCAGAAACACCUCACUGUUCCAGGAGGCUCCAAAUAAUGCCAAAAUUCUCAGCGAUGUGGUCAGCAUCAGUAUAGAUAAUGAAAUUAUUAAAGAUUUAUCAGAGCCGAUCAAAAUAGGUUUCCACCACGAUGUGAUCCCUAAAACUCAUUCAAGAAAAUGUGUUUCGUGGGAUACCAGAAAAGACACUCUAAAGGUGAACUGGCUGGAGGAAGGUUGUGAAACACAAGUAAAAGGAGAAAAACAGACCGAGUGCCACUGCAACCAUCUGACUUAUUUCACUGUCCUAGUGGAACUUAAACCUAAACCAGUACGCCAUCUACUGGCCCUGACUGCUAUUACAUCUCUGGGGUGUGCCGUCUCCCUUAUCAGCUGCAUUGCGCUCAUUGUUUUCCUUUGCAGAAAGAGUCGUCGUUCAAAGGAGCUUUCCAUUCCAAUUCACAUGGGGCUAGCAGUGUCUUUGGCCCUCCUCAACCUACUCUUCUUCUUCACUGGGGUUUUGGCUAAUGUGAGUGAGAGCGUGUGUGGCUGGGUGGGAGCAGCCCUUCACUACGCCAUGCUUAGCUCCCUCAUAUGGAUGGGAAUCGAGGUCUUUCAUACUUUCUGGUUGGUCCAGAUGGUUUUUAGUCCCACCCCAAAACCGUGGAUUUGGAACCUGGUUGGCUUUGGUGCACCUGCUGUUCCAGUCAUCAUCUUGGCAAUAAUACCAGAUAUUUAUGGCAUGAGGGAGAUUCACCAAAUUGAAAAUUCAAAUCCAUACAAAAUGUGUUGGAUGAAGAUUAAUGACAAGGCUCUCCUGGCACACUAUGUCAUCAACUUGACCCUGUUGGCCAUGCUGGUGAGCUCCGGGCUAGUCAUGCUCUUCAUGGUCUACAGAGAGAUCCGAAACAGAGACGAGUGGAGACAGAACCGUGUGGCCUUCCUCAGUAUCUGGGGCCUCAGCUGCCUCUUUGGGACCACCUGGGGUCUCACCUUCCUAGACUUCGGCCCACUGACUGACUUCGUUCUCUUUCUUUCCUGCAUCCUCAACUCAUUUCAAGGCUUCCUCCUUAUGCUACGCUUCUUCAUGCUGGACUGGAUGAGGAAACAGGCUGGUGGCUCAGUCCUGGGCAGCAGCAGCACAGGCUCUACCAGACAACAUAUGUUACAAACCAAGGAGAUGAGCUAGAUGUACAAAUGACAGUAUAAGAUUGAGGUAUUUGUAAACAGGAAGUACUGAGGUCCACCGAAGAUUGUCAAAUGAUACAACUAGCUAGUACUCACGGUCACAAUACAAUGGACAGUAAUAUUCUGUAAAUGUGCUGGAAUCACUGGAAUCACACUGUUACUGCUGUAUUACUAUUUCAUCUUCACUUUGAUAGUGAAGAAGACAUUCUCAGGAACUGUGUACAUGCCUGGAGCUUGUAUGUAUUCAUGUUUGCUGUAUAUAUUUGAUAAUGUUUUUAAAAAGAAAUUAUAUUUGCUUUAUAUUUUUUAACUAGAUGAAACUUGCUUACAUUUUUGUCAGGGAAACAAAAUUCAUGUAAUAGAAGUUUCACACUUCAAUAAGCUUUUUGUACUUCAUUUUGUAGUCAGUUUAGUUGCACUUUAGAGUUGUGAUUGAAAGUGGGAGAGAUAGUCGUAUAAGCCACAAAUUAUUACUUUUUAUAUUGUGAACAUUCCAGCUUGUGUGCAUAAAAAGUAGGCUAUGCUUAAUUUUAGGUGUUUUUUAAAGUGAACAGACUAGCUUCCCACACAUAAAUGUAAGAUACUGUGAUUUUGGCACUUUUGUAUUGUUGUAUCUUGUUAAUAUAUGUACAUUCCAUCUGUUGCUUCUAGAUGUGUAUAUAUAGGAUUAAUAAAUGAAGCUAGUUGUGUUUCAUUGGCCCUGG